Messenger RNA from Haliotis rubra (blacklip abalone), 2164 nucleotides. RefSeq lists its product as uncharacterized. Lineage: Eukaryota; Metazoa; Mollusca; Gastropoda; Lepetellida; Haliotidae. The coding region runs from base 232 to 1224 and encodes 330 amino acids. The transcript is spliced from 6 exons. The record is from RefSeq and is a predicted model, not a curated record. Gene Ontology annotation, molecular function: carbohydrate binding; galactoside binding.
UUUGAUCAGAUCAGCCCACAAAGACAUAUAUUCAGUAAGGAACUGUACAUAUCUUUAGUUACCUGAAGACACGAAGAUGGAUGGACAUGUAUACAUAAUAUUUGUUUUCAGCUUCUGCGGUUACAAGCGUCAAAUUUUCACACAGAGAAUGAGAUCCGAUACAGAUUGUUGGUUGUUGAACACAACCGAUUACUAAUUCCACCUGUGUAUCUCAUUUUAUAGACCAGAAACAUGCAUUUUAUUCUCUUUACCGGAGUCUUAGUCCUAUCUUGUGUAGGAUUAAUCUGUUGUGGCACUUGCUUCAACGCGUCUUCGGUUCUGGAGGUAGAUGCACACAUGGAACAUUACGUAUUUAGGAAAGUGAGGUCACCGUCCGUCUAUUCCUGUGCCUCAGAAUGUCUGAUGUCAUCAGUCUGCAUGUCCUUCAACUUUGAGACUUGGACUCGCACCUGCGGACUCAACAGCAACAGCAGCAACGACGUGGCCAUCACAAGCCACCCAGGAUGUUUCUUUAGUGACAUCAGAUACUGGCCAAAGUUACUUGCUGGCGCCUGUUCGGAGACUCCUUGUCCAAUGUCCAGAUGUCAUGUAGAUCGACUGAGUCGUGUAUCAUGUGAAACAGAGUUUCAGGGCUGUGGUGCUCCACCUACUGUUGCCAAUGCUGAGGUGCAUUAUGAUGGUGUGUACGAAGGAGCGGUUUCAGUAUACACUUGCAGGGACAACUUCAUGUUGUGCACCACAAGUAACAGCAGAAUAUGCCAGUCAACAGGACAUUGGAAUGGUUCUAUUGGCUCUUGUGCUCAGUACAUCUGGGACACCCCGUUUCAACAGGGGAUUGUCGUCCAGUUGGUCUUACCUUGUGGGAAUUCCAGGAACUUCACUGUGGUUGUAAACGUCACGCCUACGGCCGGUACAAGAGUACAAAUGGACUUUCGCAGAGGAGAGAAUAUAUUGUGUCAUAUCGGCUUCCGACUGGAUGAAAAUAAGCUGGCAUUCAACUCAUUCACCUCUGGUGUUUGGGGAACACAGACUGAUCUAAGCCCAGUCCCGUUAGCAGUGGGUACCGAGUCUCUGGUGGAGAUACGACUUGACCAAGGAAUGUACAUGCUUGCUGUAAAUGGUUCAAGUAUCCACAACUUCACAGACAUGUACCCAGAUGAGAUCAUAGAAGAAGUCUACGUCAGCGGGCAAGCCAUCGUCUCCGCUGCCCACAUCACAGUGUGACCUCAACACAGACUGACUCUCGGUAACAAUCCCUGCGAAACGACAACAUGCAACAGAUUGGCUAUCAAUACAUUACCUUUGAUAAAUAUUUUCUAUUGGAAGAGCAAUGAUUUUUCCUUUCGCAGACAACUGGAGCAACGCAUGCCAUUCUAUCGCAUACCAACGCCAAUACCGGCGUCAUGCUUAAUGUCAGUUUUGGCUCACCCAACAUUAAAUGGGUACCCGGUAGGAAGAUAUACUUUUAACCCUCCAUUGUCCAUACGGCAGCAUGGGAUGUAUACCCUCAAGGGAAAUAACAAUGGAUAUCGCGUACAUGCUAAUCCUAGCGCUUUGAGAAUGGUUAGGGUGGAUUUGGCGCACAACAUAAUCACAGUAUUGUUAAUUUCCAGACGCAUCGUUUCAGAUCAUAAUAUCAAACCCGGUGAAUUAAAAGUUAGUUCUGUUUAAGAAAUACACUUCGCUCUAACACUAUGUCUUGGGUAAUAGAGCACGCUUUCGCCCUGAACUGUAAUAGUUAAAGUACGCAGGCGUCCGAGUGCUUUAACGUUACAAUAAUUCAGAGCGAAAGUUUCACCCCUACGUUAAGCCGUGAGAACAAAAUAUAAACGGUUUGAAGACGGUUUACGUUCGGUUUAAAUAUCUUCUUUUUAUCAUCUUAGUUACAUCUGUGACUAACGUAAAUCGUAUGUGGCAAUAUGAACGUCGCACUUCUACUACCAACGUAAGUUUAGAUCAGUACAUCCAGAUGAAGCUGACAAGUCAUGCGACAUUCCAAGGUUGCAUUGUGGGAAUGUAAACAUUGCGAACGUUGGUGUCGCUGUGUAUAGAGAGUCGAUCUGAGACUGUGAUGAUAGCCGGGUGAAGCAACUGCAAACCCCAAAACGGUUUGAGUUUACUGUAGGAAUCUGUACGAGGCGAAGAUUACUGACAUGUACCGUGA